This is a messenger RNA of Cryphonectria parasitica EP155, 4150 nucleotides long. RefSeq lists its product as uncharacterized. The transcript has 3 exons. Bases 210 to 3884 code for a protein of 1224 amino acids. Gene Ontology annotation, molecular function: lipid binding. Lineage: Eukaryota; Fungi; Ascomycota; Sordariomycetes; Diaporthales; Cryphonectriaceae. The record is from RefSeq and is a predicted model, not a curated record.
CUGUGAUACGUCGACAUUUCUUCCUCUUCUUCUGUGAUCCCUUUUCUGGUGUGUGACUGGUUGUACGACCUGAGCCUGGCAUACCUGACACCUUGAAUUUAUUACCCCCCUCCUCGCCUUGGAAGGACAGUCAAGCCUCAGCUGCCUUCUCUCACCCACAUUCACACACAUACACACACAUUCGCAUAGAGGGCUUGCUGUCGGUCAACAUGGAUACCAAGGAGACGGUGUCCCAACCGGGACAGCACUACUCUGGUAGUAACCGCAUUCCCAAUAUUAAGCAGUUUAUGGAGCGGCUGGACACAGAGAAGAAGGGCCGAGACGCCAAGAUCGACGAGGAGUCGAAACAGACCAGGAAGACUGGCGGCAGCGAGGCCAAGGCACACGAAGAAACCGGCCAGCGGCGUGGCAAGAACCGGCGUACGGUUCGAGACCCCGUCACCGGCAAGGACGUCGAGAUUGAUGACAUGGACAGUAGUCUCAUGAAGAACACCGAGGAUCCACAUCUCUUCGUUCCCAACGCCAAUCUGGGCAAGGACACAACCAUCAAGACGGACCCCAGCCAGUCUGGCGAGGAGUACCGAUAUGCACAGGACGUCACGGCACCGCCCGACCCUGUCGAGCCCGGCACUACGAGUGACGUCCCCAUCCACGGCGAGAAGACCAACGUGCUCUUUCACCCGACGCCCUCGGUGAGCUACGAGCCCAUGUACGCUUCCAUCGAGGCCCGCGCAAACGUCCUCUGCAUAGCCAUCUUCAUCGCCAUCGUCAUCAUAGGCAAGAUGUUUGGCGGCUCCCUGUGGGGCCUGUUCCCUCUCGCCGCCUGUGUGGCCUCGGGUGUGUUCCUGUGGAUGAAGGAUCUCGUCCGCCAGGGCCGCGACACCGAGUGGUCUAGCGAGCAGAAACGCGGCGAGACCGCCGUCGUAAAUCUGAUCCCCGAGUCUGUCGAGUGGCUCAACACCGCUGUCGGCCUCAUCUGGAGCCUGAUCAACCCCGACAUGUUUGCUGCCGUCGCCGAUACCCUGGAGGAUGUCAUGCAGGCAUCCGUCCCCGGCGUCAUCGAGAACGUCAAGGUGAAUGACAUUUCCCAGGGGAGCAACCCUCUCCGGAUCCUCAGCCUGCGCGCCCUUCCGGACAGCCAUGUCCAGGACCUGAAAGAUGAGAUCCGCAAACAGCAGGCCAAGAACAAAGACCCCCAGGAGCUGGCUGCCGACGAGGAGGGCGGUGACUUCUACAACCUUGAGGCCACCGUGGCCUAUCACUCUCUGCCCUCUGGCAAUGACGUCUCCUCCAAGGCUAAGAACAUGGGGAUGCAGCUGGUUUUCUACCUCGGCAUGAAGGGUCUCUUUGGCGUUCCCUUCCCCAUAUGGGUCGAGCUGAACGGGCUGGUCUGCACGGCACGCAUCCGUGUCGCCCUGGCUCCCAACCCGCCCUUUAUCAAGACACUCUCCUUCACGCUGAUGGGUCUGCCCAAGGUCCAUGCCAGCUGCAUACCACUCAUCGAGAAGGGCGCCAACAUCCUCAACCUUCCGCUGAUCUCCAACUUUGUGAACUGGGCCAUCGCCACGGCAGCCGGUAUGUAUGUGGCGCCCAAGUCGCUGACCCUCGACAUUGGCAAGAUGCUCCAGGGCGACGACAUCACCAAGGAAACCCAGGCCCUGGGUGUGUUGUUCGUGCGGAUUCACAAGGCCACCGGCCUAUCCAAGCAGGAUCGGAGAGGUAGCGACGGCGGCGGCUCUGAUCCGUACAUCUGCGUAGCGUUCUCCAAGUUUGGAAAACCACAGUACUGCACCCGUGUGAUCCAGGACGACCUCAACCCCAUCUUCUCAGAGUGCGCCGGGCUGCUGGUCACACCCGACAUCGUCAAGGCGGACGAGCAGCUGUCUCUCGAACUCUGGGACAGCGACCGGUCGUCCGCAGACGAUGUGGUCGGCAAGGUGGAGCUCAGCAUCCAAAAGCUGAUCCAGCACCCCGGCAAGAUGUUCCCGCAGACCUCCACCCUCCGAGGCACCAAGGCAGAGAGCACAAUGCCUGGUGAGCUGCACUGGGAGGUUGGGUUCUUUGGCCGGACCCAGUUCCGGAAGGCCUUGCGGACGGACGGCAAGGACCCGAACCUGCCCAAGGAGCUGCAGGACAAGAAGGAGCUGCAGACGGACGUGGGCUCGCUCGACACAGCGGCGGAGGACGCCGUCGUUCACACGCCACCCGACCCGCUCUGGCCCAGCGGUAUCGUCAGCAUUGUCGUCCACCAGAUCGUCAGCCUCGAGCUUGCUAACAUCAAGGGCUCGCAAGGGAAGAGAAAGGGCCGCGAGUUCGAGCCAGCCCGUCCCGAGGCCGGCGAGGUCAAGGAGGAGACGGGCAAGAAGUUGCCGUCCUCGUACUGCACAAUCCUCAUCAACGACGAGCUGGCAUACAAGACGCGGACAAAGGUCGUCUCGUCCAAACCGAUCUUUGAGGCUGGUACCGAGCGCUUCGUCCGAGACUGGCGGUCCUGUAUCAUCACUGUUACGGUUCGGGAUUCGCGCAACCGCCAGCAUGAUCCCAUCAUCGGGGUUGUUCCGCUGAAGCUGUCUGACGUGCUCCUGAACAGCAGCCAAAGCACACGGUGGUACCCCCUGGACGGUGGCAUCGGCUUUGGGCGUAUGCGCGUCAGCCUCCUGUUCCGCUCCGUCGAGCUCAGGCUGCCCCCGUCGCAGCUCGGCUUUGGCGAGAUCGGCACGUUCGAGUUCGUCUCGGAUACCAUUCAGGCCACCAACUACAGCGGCUCCUCACGCACCAAGCUGAAGCUCCGCACGGGCGGCAGUUCCGCGGCGGUGAAGAGCGACAAGUGCUCCAAGGGGGAAGACGGCAGCCUCGUCUGGGACAUCACCGACACAACAAGUACCAGGAACGACGACGGUACCGUAACUGCCCCGAUCACCGGGCGCAUCCGCCUCCCCGUUCGCUACCGCUACCGGUCUCCUAUUUUCUUCGAGUUCCACCCCAGCGGCAGGCGACAUGCCGAUGCCUAUGCGUCUGUCUGGCUGCAGGACCUCGUCGACUUGGAGGACAAGGACUUUGACAUUCCCAUCUGGCGGUGUAACAACAGCAUGCGGCUGAGCCAGAACUACAUUACGGAGGCCAACUAUCGCGAGGUUCCUGACCUCAAGAUCGAGGAAGUCGGCCGUCUGCGCUUCCGCGGCCGGUUCAAGCCAGGAACGGACCGCGAUCACCUCAAGUUUGUGAGCGACAAUGACUCUCGGGAGACGAUCGAGUCGUGGGAGGCCUGUUUUGCCGAGGGCGUGAGGGCGGAGCAUGUGGUGGGAGAGGUCCCACCCAGCAUCCAGAAGCUGCACGACGCCAGUCUCACGCAGGGCCGGGACGUCCUGGCCCAGGCGGACGAGAAAGACAAGGAGAAGUGGCUGGCGAGGGACGGCACAGACUGGAGCGGCACGUUUGGUAAAAACCCCUCGGGGGCUGCCAAUGGCAUCGGCGAGGAGGAAAAUGACGAGGACGAGGACGAGGACAACAGUGACGACGACGAUUCCUCCAGUACUAGCGGUGUCGACCUCGGCAUCACGGACGCCUCCACCGCCAGCAACGGCAGGGGAAGUGUGGAUACGCCGCGACAGUCGGCAGACACCGGCAGCUACCCAGGAAGCCCGCUGUCGCCGUCAUCCACCAAGAGCGCGGGCAGCGGCAAGUCGAGCAAGAACCCGGUCAAGAAAUACAAGGAGUACCAGGAGAAGAGCCGGGACCUGCACCGCCAGCACAGGGGAUUGAUGCAGUGGAAACCAAUGCGUAAUGUACAAUUUGCAAAGGACGAGGCCAAGUAUGCCGUGCGUAGGCUCACCAAGGUCGGGUCCCUGAGUGGUCGAAAGCCAGACGUCGAGACGGAGGUGUGAGCGUGCUCUUUCUGUCUUUUCUCUUUCUGUACUCUGGUAUCUCGGAUUGUACAUGGGAAACGUCUCGGUUCUGGCUCUGUGGCAUGGGAAUGGGAGUUUUGUUGGCAAAGGAACACGGGGCCCGAAGCAAAAGAGGAAUGGAUCUUCUUGGGAGGAUGAAAGAGACAAGGUAAUACAACUCUGUAUAUGAAGCAUUGAUAAUGAAGAAUAAGUCUUAUAUUCCAUUCUUUACUAGAAGUAAACUAUAAAGUAAAAUUUCUUAGGUG